This is a messenger RNA of Pedinophyceae sp. YPF-701, 2562 nucleotides long. The record is from the annotation of a GenBank genome assembly. NCBI's taxonomy places the organism in Eukaryota, Viridiplantae, Chlorophyta, Pedinophyceae.
AUGACGCAGGUGGCGCACGCCGCGACCACCCGCCGGACCGUGGACGCCGCCCUGCGCGACGCCACGACGAUCAAAGACAUCAGCGAGCUGCGCGGUCUGUCCGGGAAGGUCGACUCCUCGACGUACGACAUCGACGACAUCGACCUGCGCGACGUGACGGACGUGUCGUACGUGUCGCGGCGGCGCAUGGACGACGCGACGUUCGACCCGAACGCGACGGACGAGGAGGGCCUCCCGCUCGUGUACAACGAGGACAAGAUCGCCAACUACUGGAAGGGGCGCCCUGGCGAGCUCGCGUCGCGCUGGACGCGCUUCGGCGCCAUCUCGGCGCCGUGGCUCACGUCCCUCGCCAACGCCUUCAUCCAGGGCAAGCUCGAGGAGCGCCAGGCGCAGAUCGCCGCGGACGCCGUCUCCAACCUCGAGAAGCUCGGUCCCACGUUCAUCAAGCUGGGCCAGAUCCUGUCGAUCCGCCCGGACGUGCUCCCGCCGCCGGUGAUGAAGGAGCUCGCGAAGCUCCAGGACGGCCUGCAGACGUUUCCGACCGACGAGGCGCGGCGCGUGAUCGAGCAGGAGCUCGGGCGGCCCGUCGACGAGGUCUUCAGCGAGUUCAGUGCCGAGCCCGUCGGCGCGGCAUCGCUCGCGCAGGUGUACCGGGCGCGCAUCCGCGAGACGGGGCAGGAGGUCGCGGUCAAGGUGCAGCGGCCCGGCGCGCUGUCGACGAUCAGCAAGGACCUGUACGUCAUGCGGCGCGCGGUCGGGACGUACGAGGGGCUGGUGAAGCGGUUCUCCGCGCAGCAGACCGACUACCAGGAGCUCCUGUCGACCUUCGCGGAGGGGCUGUACACGGAGAUGGACUUCCGGAACGAGGCGCUCAACGCGAUGCGCAUGAAGCAGGUGCUGGAGGAGUCGGAGUUUGCGUCGAACGAGCUGGUGAUCCCGCAGCCGGUGCUGGAGCUGACGACGCGGCGCGUGCACACGAUGGAGUGGAUCACGGGCGUGAAGCUCGUCGGGCUCGACCCCGCGGAGGUCCGCUCGCUCGUCAAGGUCGGGCAGGAGGCCUUCCUGACUCAGCUCCUCGAGGUGGGGUUCUUCCACGGAGACCCCCACCCGGGCAACCUGCUGAAGAUCACCGAGGGGCCCGAGGCCGGGAAGCUCGCGCUGCUCGACUUCGGGCUCGUCGCGGAGAUCCCGGCGCGCGACCGCGAGGCCAUGGUGUCGGCCACCAUCCACCUCGCCAACCGCGACUGGGACCAGCUCGUGACGGACUUCGUCGCGCUGGGCUUCCUCCCGCCCGACGCGGACCGCGGGCUCAUCAUCCCCGUGAUGGAGCGCGUCCUCUCGCCGUACCUCCGCGGCGGCGGCGCCAAGUCGUUCAACUUCCAGGCACUGAGCCAGGACCUGCUGGCCGCGACGCUCGAGAUCCCGUUCUCCGUGCCGCCGUACAUGUCGCUGCUCGCGCGCUCGAUCGCGACGCUCGAGGGCAUCGCGCUCGUCGGGGACCCUAACUACCAGAUGGUGGCGCAGGCCUACCCCUUCGUGGUGCGCAAGCUGCUGCGGAACGACUCGAACCGCACGGGCGCGAUCCUGCGGGAGAUCCUGUACGACGGCGAGGGGCGCAUCAAGACCACGCGGCUGUCGUCGAUGCUCAACGCCGCGCUGGGCUUUGUCGCCGACGAGGUCGACGGGUUCGUGGACUUUGACGCCGUGCCCGACGACGGCGCGUCGCUCGCCGACGUGCUCAAGUUCCUCCUCUCAGAGGAAGCGCGCGACCUCCGCCCGCUGCUCACCGCCGAGCUCGCGUCCGGCAUCGACCUCUUCCUGCGCGACCGCGGACGCCGCGCCUUCUCCCUCCUCCCGACCCUCGCGCCGCGCCUGCCCUUCAUCGGCGCGCUCCCGCAGCCCCCGCCGCCGCCGCUCCCCGUCCCGGGCCUCGGCCUCGUCCCCGCGGAGCGCGCCGUCGACAUGUUCUGCCCCAAGCUCGACGCGUCGGAGGAGAUUUACCUCCAGAGCUACGUGGACCUGGCGGCGACGCUGCUCGGCGUCGACGUGGGCGACCUCGAGGCGGUCGUGCCGCCGCCGGACGCGGUCGCGCGGCUGCUGUUCUCGCCGUCGGAGCAGGCGCAGGAGCUGCAGCAGGCGCUGCUGGACGUGGUGGGGUCGGGGCAGGACUCGCGGGAGGCGGCGGUGGCGCAGGGGAUCGCGGAGGACGUGAUCGAGGAGCUGAUGGGCCGCGCCGCGGACCGCGCGGGGGUGAGCGUGGAGACGCUGUUCCCGUUCUUGCCCGCGGGGGGCAUCCGUAGGGAGACGGGCGGCGCGGCGGCGCGGCCGACGAACGGGGCUGCGCGGAACGGGAGCCGCAGCGGACGUGCGCGGGCGUCGUCGAACGGCAACGGCAACGGCGCCUCGUACAGCAACGGGAACGGGAACGGGAACGGGAACGGCAACGGCGCGUCGUACAGCAACGGCAACGGGAACGGUGCUGUGUACGCGGGUGCCGGGGCCGCGAUGACGUCGGACGCGAGCGACGUGCACAAGAACACUGUGGUGAUGCGCGAGUUGUAG